AUCAUCAUCAUUUGAAACCUUAGGUUUACCCUUAAUGUAGACGUUACAGAAGAGAGGUCAAGUGUCAUGGCUUGUUCAAAUCAGUCUGCGAAAGAUUACAUUGCCAAUGCCAGAGUUUACCUGGUUGGAGAACUGAGGAAUCUGUCAGUGAUUCUUGAGAACUUGUAUCAGCAAGACGUUCUCACUGAUGAAGAGAUCUGCAAGAUAAAUGCAGAGAGAGAUGACUAUGAUAGAACCAGAGCGAUACUGGACUCAGUCACUAGAAAAGGUGAAGCAGCCUGCUACGUGUUUCUAAGGAUUAUUUAUCAGACAAGGAGGAGAACCUUAGAGAGACCAACUCCUCUCUUUGAGAACAGUCAUGAAGCUUCAACUGGGGCGACAAAGUUUGACCUGCACCACUGGAUCAGCUGCUUUUCCUUCACAGAAGAUCCAGAAGUGGAUGAAAACUACAUACAGGAAUCAAGGCCAUGCUACAGAUAUCAAGCAAAGUUGAAAUCAAAAGCAGAAAAAGUAUCAAAGGACUUUUGGAAGAGAAGUGAUUAUCUUUUUGCAGAAAACAAGAAACCUGAACUGUUGUACACUUCACUUAUAUUAGAUCUUCAAGGGAAGAAUUUUCCAACAAAAAUAAGGACAUUUAGAAGAGAGAAGCCCCGUCCUAAAAAGUUAAGGACUUAUAUUCUAGGGAAUAAACCAGAAAUCUCCCCCAGUGACCUGCUGAAAACAGAUAAAAACAUCCUCCUGGUUGGGAAACCUGGAAUUGGAAAGUCAGCGCUGAGUCAUGAAAUAUUGAGACUGUGGUCAGAAAGAGACAAUAAGGAGCUGGAUUACAUGUUUUACUUUGACAUGAGGAAAUUAACCAACAUCCCACCAAUCAGGAGUUUGGAGGAUCUUCUUUUCACUGCAUGCAGUGAACCAGAUGAGGGCAAAGAUGAAGUUUUGCAAGAUAUAAAGAGCAACUCUGAUAAUGUUACAGUCAUUUUGGAUGGAGUCACUGAUCUCUCUCCAUCGGUUGUGGAGAAACUUGUAGACAAAGAUUUCUUACCUGAUGCUAAAAUCAUCAUUACCUGCAGACCAGAAGAUGAGGAAAACCUCUCUCUUGAAGACUGGCUCAGAGUGGAGGUGAAAGGCUUCUGUGAGGAAACAAUCAAGACAUAUUUGUCUUCAACUCUGGGUGAAAAUCACAGGAGGUCCUGA
Molecule: messenger RNA, 1194 nt
Organism: Poeciliopsis prolifica (blackstripe livebearer)
Lineage: Eukaryota; Metazoa; Chordata; Actinopteri; Cyprinodontiformes; Poeciliidae
Exons: 3
Coding region: 67-1194 (375 amino acids)
Biological process (GO): positive regulation of transcription by RNA polymerase II; regulation of apoptotic process; positive regulation of MHC class II biosynthetic process
Molecular function (GO): ATP hydrolysis activity
Source: RefSeq, a predicted model, not a curated record